Vanessa atalanta (red admiral) is the source of this 5159-nucleotide messenger RNA. RefSeq names its product membrane-associated guanylate kinase, WW and PDZ domain-containing protein 1 (gene Magi). Bases 566 to 3592 code for a protein of 1008 amino acids. Gene Ontology annotation, biological process: signal transduction. The transcript is spliced from 22 exons. Lineage: Eukaryota; Metazoa; Arthropoda; Insecta; Lepidoptera; Nymphalidae. Gene Ontology annotation, molecular function: protein binding. The record is from RefSeq and is a predicted model, not a curated record. Gene Ontology annotation, cellular component: cytoplasm.
CAGUCAGUUUAACAUCAACUUGUUGCACCUACUUUCAAAAAGUUAAUAUUUUACCUGUUUAUGUGAGAAAGUGAACAUGUUAUCUAAUUAGCAUGUUAAAGCAUUGGCGUUUAAACUGUGUUAUCUAAUUUACCGUUACAAUCGGUACAGGGAAGCGGAAUGUGUGUUGUUUUCGAUAGCAAAAUUCGUUACAACUUCGAUGCACCUGCAGUGCAUUAUGCAGAUACGUCGGGCGUUAAUUAACGCACGAUCCAACAAUGUAUUGAGUUGAGUGCAUUGUUACUAUGACACGACUAAGCGAAUAAUUUAAGUAAAAUCAGUUACGCUAACUACGUGGAACUGUGUGUAUCAUGAUAAACUAAAAAAUAAACUACCUGACAGACCGAAGAGUCAUCAGAUCACAAAAUGACUCAUAAGUGAGAAGCAGUAUACAUUUUUUGUUUAGUUUUUGUGGAAUGUUGCCUCUUUCAAUGAGUAUAGCUCAAAGUAUGCGAGGCACUUGGCGGGAAUAGUUGUAAAUAAGUGUCUUCUCUUAAAAUGUUCGUAGUUUAUUUGGAAUAGUGCAAUGGCUCAAAGUUCAGUGGAUUCAGAUAGACUAUCUUCGGCUGGUAUUUCUACUCAUAGUUCAGGAACAGCAGGGACAGUUGGAGGAUCUGUAGUUGGUGUAAGAGUUGGUGAUCCAAACCACAAGAGAGAAGAUGAGGAUGAUUAUAAUUUGGGUCCAUUACCUCCAAUGUGGGAAAAAGCAUUCACCCCAUCAGGAGAAAGAUAUUUCAUAGACUACAAUACAGGGACAUCACAUUGGCUGGAUCCAAGACUAGCGAGAGUUAGAAAGCAUUCUCUCGGUGAAUGUGGUGAAGAUGAAUUGCCAUAUGGAUGGGAACGGGUCACAGAUGAACGGUAUGGCUCUUACUAUGUGGACCACAUCAAUAGGCGCACUCAAUACGAGAAUCCUGUUCUACAGGCUCGUAGACUCAGAGCUGAAAAAAUGGCUGCAGAAAACGGCAAUAAUAAUCAAGUGAACGGUCCUCCCACCACUGGAGAGCUGAGAGGCGAGAGAUUCACUUUAAAUCUAACUAAAGGCCCACAGGGUUUGGGAUUCACUUUGAUUGGAGCUGAAGGAAUACCGGAGACAGAAGGAUAUUUGCAAAUCCGCAGUAUAGUACCUCAUAGUCCGGCCUGGAUCGAUGGCGCUCUUCGCCCUGGCGAUGUUGUGGUGGGGGUGGGGCAGAGGGCCGUUCGAGGCUUGUCGCACGCGCAGGUCGCUCAGAUCUUCCAAUCCAUUACACCAGGCACUGAAGUCACUUUACAUCUUGUGCGAGGCUAUCCUCUCUCUUUCGACUCGGAAGACCCGAACACGCGCGUGCUGAGCACUCUGGCGGUGGACGCGACGACGCCCGCCACCCCCGACGCCGUGGCCAUGCAGCAACUCACGAGAGCCUUGCGGACUAGAUUCAACCUUGACUCACCCAAUCACGUUGACACAUCACAAGGUCGAGAUGAAACAGAUAACUCCCCUGACACUCCUCAUAGCCCCAAUCAACGGAGACUAAUGUCGAGAUCAUUUGAUCUAGAUGAAAUAGGAACGACCAAUGAAAACAAGGUGCCUCCGAGGUGCCCAUCUGCAGACCAUCUACUUUCUUUAGCUAGCGAUCAUCCACAUCGCAACAAUAAUGGUAUUGCAAGUGAGCCGGGUCGGGAGCUCGUCCUCACAUUACGCAGAGGCGCUGCGGGAUUUGGCUUCACCAUAGCAGACAGUGUACACGGACAGAAAGUCAAAAAGGUCUUAGAUCGUAGUCGAUGCGCUGGGCUGCGGGAGGGCGACCUUCUGUUGCAAAUUGGAGAAACAGAUGUUAGACAUGCGCCCCACCAACACGUCGUACAAGUGCUGAAGGAGUGCCCCGCGCUGUCGGAGAGCACGCUGCGCGUGUGGCGCCGCAGCGCGCGCGCGCCGCGCAGCCGCUCCGCCACGCGCGCCGCGACCGUGACUACAAACAACAAUAUGCAGUUGGGUCGAAGUAAAACUCCAACGGCUGAGCAGCUGAGGUCUGCGCCCAUACGUACGCCGGAUAACGAGCUCCGAGAGAGACAGAACGGAAUGAAUUCAGUGGAAGCAACAUAUGCGGUUCCCGAAGCGAAAAACCGCGAAACUCGUGAAAGUAUAAUGGAAAGGCGACGCAGAAGCAGCACUCCCGGAGCGAGGCUCACCCUACCCGUGGUCACGCACUGGAACGACAACCAGGACAACCAAUGGCAGCAACAGCCCUGGCUAGACAACUCCAACAAUGUCAGGAACUGGGCUGAGACUCAGAAAUGGGAUGAAACGGGCCAGAAAUGGGAUGGAAAUAAUACAGAAUAUAUUGGUAGGAUCGAAGGUCCGAGCAAUGGUUGGGAGCGAGGGGAAAGGUGGAAUAACAACUGGGGGGAAGUCCCCACUCCCACCGUGCACGUUGAUAUGAAUGCCGCAUACUGGAGAGGGAACGCCAGUGUCGCGGAUAGUAGCGAUAAUGGAGGUUUUCCAGAAGAUGGUAUGCUUCAUUCUCCAAGUACCGCGGCUGUCGGUGGACUAUCUAGACAAUCGCCUUCGACCAGCAGAAACAGACCGCAUUCGCCCUCUAAUUCGAACGGUCGCAUGAGAAGUCACUCGCCGUCAAACAACAGCGCCUCAGAGCGUCUCCUCGCCAAUUCUCCCUCGACACGUCUGCAGAGUCAGUCGCCUUCCAAUAACUCAUCCAACAGCCGGAUAAAAGGAUCGCCGCUUAGAUUGCGCUCCCCAACGCGCUCUCCGUGCUACGCGGAAGAAACGCAGAACGCUCUGUAUGUCGCCAACUACCCGCAGGUAGAAGCAGGUGGCGCGACAGAUCCGGAAGCAGACGUGUUAGUAAGGUUGGCAAGAGGAUCAGCUGGCUUCGGGUUCCGUAUCGUGGGGGGCACAGAGGACGGCAGUCGGGUCGCCGUGGGAUAUGUCGUGCCGGGCGGGCCGGCCGACGGGCUGCUCCGGCCGGGCGACCUGCUGACGUCGGUGGACGGCAUCCCGCUGGCCGGCGCCACGCACGCGCUGGCCGUGGCCUACGUGUGCGAGGCCGCCGCCCGCGGACACGUAACACUCGGUGUGAGACACAACAGAGCUGACAUUCAGCCGCUCGGACUGCCGACCAUACCGGCGCCUCACGCGCACCAACCGCUGCUCGCGACGGAACCGCUGCACCACGUGUCGCCGGCCUCCUACAACAUACUGCACCCGGCGCCGAUGUACCCGCCCGCCGCGCAUAUGUCAAUGUAUGGUGUUCAGUACGACACAAACACAGGAUGGUCUCCGACUCCUUAUGACGUGACAGUCACAAGAAACGAGGGAGAAGGAUUCGGUUUCGUUGUUAUUUCAUCUACCAACAAAGCCACUAGUACCAUAGGCCAGCUGAUCGCCAACUCGCCGGCGGCGCGCUGCGGGCGGCUGCACGUGGGCGACACCAUCGUGGCCAUCAACGGGCAGCCCGUGCGCAGCCUGCCGCACCCCGACGUGGUCGCGCUCAUCAAGCGCUCGGGCGCCGCCGUCACGCUCACCGUCACCCCGCCCGACCCGCGCCACGACUGAGCCCCACUGAGCCCCACUCGCGAUACAUGCAAAAUAAUCUCAAAAUGAAUCUACUUAGACUUCCAAACAAAAAUGAAAAUCUCAUUCCUCAAUGAAGCGAUGUGUUUUACAGGUAUUUGAAUAAUUACUAUAAGCCUAGAUUACUAGAAGUAUUGAAUCUAUAGCUUUAAUUUAAUAUCAAAUUACUAUUUUAAGUAUUAUCUUAGUUGUAGUUAUAAAUUUAGAUAUAGAUAGAUUAUUAUUAAAAAUAUAAUUACAUUUUUUUUGUAGUACUUAGUGCCUCUUCUUCCGAAUAGUUGCCGUCCAAAUUUUUAGCCCUUAAUACCAUUAAAAUACACAAACAUACACUGUUAUUCACUUUCGUUUUAUGAUUAGGACAAAACAAGCGAAAUCACAUUUGAUUAUUAAAACACAUUUUGCUCAAUGUUUUGUAUAAACUUAGAUAUUAGUUAUAUGUGACCUCUACCUUAUGUGUAAUCUAUUUUCUAAAUAGAUUUUUGACGUUCUGUAAAUAUAUUUUAUGAAACAUGUUCAAAUAAUUCUAUGAUCCCACAAUGUUAUAGGGUAUGGAUUUUGGAUAAUAUUUUUAAUAAUGAACAUUUUAGGGUUUUAAUGGUUGUUAAAUGUACUUUUGCAAUAAUAAUAAAAUGUUAAUUUUAAUGAUGAAAUAACAAAACAGGACCAGAAACAGAUGAUUGUUAAGAUUUAAUUGGAAUAUAAAAAAUAUUAAUAUCUGUAAUGAUAUGAAGUUAAUUGAAUUAUUCAAUUAUAAAUUUUCUAUAUAAUUAUUAUAUAUAUUUUAGGAAGUAAAUAAAUUGGAAAUUUGUAAUUUGUUACUAUGACUGACAGAAAUUAAAUAAGUCUUUAAUGGUGUUGUAGUUUUCGUUAGGUGAUGUGGUACCACCGAAAGGAGUGUAAUUUAGAUAAUUUAAUCUGUUAUUUAAGAGUAAAACAGUAAGUGCCUUCAUGUGACUGUCUUGCCUUAAUCCAAUUGUUGUAAAAUGUAUGAAACCCUCUUGUAUAUAACGCCCAAAGAUUGUCUUAUUAUGUAAUCGCUUAAAGUACAUUCCAAUGGCAGGAGAAGUAAUGAUAUACAAACCUUAUAUUUACCAAUAUUAUAAAAUUUGCUUAUAGAUCUGCUAUAUUAUGUACUACAUUCAUUUAUUGAUCUUAUCAAAUCUUUAUUGAUAAUACAGCACUAUUCCAAUCAACUACACUACUGUAAUUAUAUCCACUUUAAUUUUACUUCCAUAACUUCGGUAUUAACUUUGUGGACAGCAUUAACCUUCGAAAUGCAUUUUUUCAAGAAAAAAAUAUGAAUACGAUCGAUUAUUUGAGGUGUCAUCCAGUUAUGUCUCUUCGCUUCAAGUUUUAUUUGUCAUUACUUCUCUCGCCAUUGGAAUCCGCUGUAGAUAAAUAUACUCGUCGAUAAAUUCCAAUGUUUCGGAAGUGUGUUAUAUUGUAAUAUGUUUCGAAUGAUGCUGAAUAGAAUAAAGUUGGGAUUGGGCGUUAAAAAGCAAAUUUACUCAGUAAAUACAUAUAUUUUUAUAACCAUUAAAAUUUAGUU